GUCUGUAGGUUACGCUUAACAGUACCACCUGAUGAAGGCUCACAGCCUGAACAGGGAGCAAAGGAACCUGAAAGAAAGAAAAACGAGCUCUACCAUGUACCAAAUGGCACGUCUUCAGGGAAGCUCUCUCAUGGGAUGGUGUACGGCGUCGUGCACCGAACUGACAACAACCAUAAGAGAGAAAUGGUGGUUUAUGGCUGGUCAGCUGAUCAGCUGAAAGAGGAGAUGAAUUACAUUAAAGAAGUGAGAGCAACUCUGGAAAAAGUAAGAAAGAAAAUGUAUGGUGAAUAUGAUGAAAUGAAACGAAAAAUACAGCAGCUUACAAAUGAACUGAAAGUGACAAAUGCUCAUCAGGAAUCCUUAGAGAAUCAUGUGCGAGUGCAGGCUGCAGCCUUAGAUAGCUUUAGUGAAAUGAACAGCUCCUUGACAUCAGCAUCAAUAGACUUGCAGAAAACUCUAGUGGAUGUUACCUUGGAGAACACUGAUAUAAGGGAACAAAUAAGGAAUUUAAAACAUACACACGAGCAAUCUAUGGAAAAGCUGAGAGAGAAGCAAAAGCAACUGGAAACAGCACAAAUUGAAAAUCAGUUACUGAAAUUAAAGGUGGAAUCGUCGCAGGAAGCCAAUGCUGAAGUCAUGAGAGAGAUGACAAGAAAACUGUAUAGUCAGUAUGAGGAAAAAAUGCGAGAAGAGGAGCAGAAACAUAAAGCUGAGAAAGAAAUCCUCCUAGAGGAAACAAAUCGGCUUCUGAAGGCUAUUGAAGAGGCAAAUAAGAAGAUGCAGAUUACAGAAACAAGCAUUCAGGAAAAAGACCAGAGAAUUGGUGAGCUGGACCGGCUGAUUGAACGCAUGGAAGAGGAACGUCACCAGCUGCAAAAACAACUCGAACUAAAUGAAAUACAAAUAUCUGGAGCAAAAUCUGAAAACAACUCUGACAGUGAAAGGUCACAGCAUUUGGAGGAGGUAGCAGCCAGCCUAAGAGAGCGAAUCAAACAUCUGGAUGAUAUGGUCCACUGCCAACAGAAGAAAGUCAAGCACAUGGUUGAGGAGAUUGAAAUGCUAAGGAAGAAAGUAAAAGAAAAGGAAUUAUUUAUAAUACAGCUUUUAGAAAAAAUCUCUUUCUUAGAAUGUGAGAAUAAAGAAUUACAAGAUAAAUUGGACUACUUAAUGGAAAACCAACCAAAGACUAAUAUAGAAACCAGAGAUACUGGUGUCGGAUGUGAUCUUCCAUACAGGAAAUUCAUUUCUAGGCUUCCAGAUAAGGGUAAGAAGAUCUCCGAUUUUGCUGAAAAGCUGACACUUGCCGUUUUACAAGAGGAAGAAUUAGCAAGGACGGCUGAGCUGUUAUCUGCUGUCAGAUUGGAGUUUCAGGUGAAACAGGAGGAGAUUAAUACAAGCAAACGGCAAGUUAUCCUAGACAAGGACACACUGAACUGUGAAGAUUGCUCAGUAUUUAAUGAAAACUCUAAUACUGAAGUUUCUGAGAUUUCUUCCCAAAGGCAGGAGGUAGAAUGUAUUAAGCAAGAUGCCACAAAUACAGCUCUGGAAAAUCAAAGGACUCAGAGGAAGAAUGAUAAAGUGAAGACUGUUACAAAAGAUCAGAAUCUUUUUUGUGAAGUCAUCUCCAAGUCAGCCACAAGCAGUCAUCUGAAAAGUGAUCGGCAGGUAUCUCAGGGCAAUACUGAGGAUGGUACCACUGCUUUGGACAACAGUAAAGACGUGCUGGUUGAUGCCUUUCAAAAAGUUACAAUUGUAGAUGGGGAUAAUAGCGAAAAAGUAUUGGAAAAAGAGCAGAAUGUGGCUAAACGUAAGGGCAAUAUCUUCGGAAGCCUGCACCCCAAGACACCGCAUUAUAUUGAAGUUCUAGAGUCUAGAGCCAAGAACCCAGUCAUAAAAAAAAGCAAAUUUAAAACAAAUGUGUUAUCAGGAGAGCAAAGUGGAUCAUCGCAUGGUUCCUCAUCCAGUCAAUCACCGGGGGGAUUUGGCUCUCCAAUUACUACUGAAGAAAGACGACUUAGAGAAAAGAAACAUUUGAAUGACAUCACAGCAGCUCGGCUGCCACCGCUUCACCAUUCCCCUGCUAAGCUAUUAUCCAUAGAGGAAUCCAUAGCAAUUCAGAUACGGCAAAAAGAAGCUUAUGAGGAAAUGCAAGCCAAGCUUGCAGCACAGAAGCUUGCAGAGAGAUUGAAUAUAAAAAUGCUCAGGUUUGAACCAGAGGGGGAGGCCUCAAUGCAAUACAGAGAAGUGAGAGAUGAAGAUUAUUUUUCAGCAGAGGACUGAAUUCAAGAAGGGGUGGCUGAGGACGAGCCACGUAACUGAUCUUUACGCAGUACUUCUUAAAACCCAAACCUGGAUAUUGAGAAUGCUUGAUCUAGUAAUUUUUUUCUUAAAAUUUUAACAUUACAACUAUGGGAAGCGUUCAAUAUAAAUCUCAUAAAUAUAAGUGUUAUUAAGUGGUAACCCCAGUGUUAUUUGGGGGCUGUUUUGAGCACUUGGGGCAGUUAAUCCUUGUGGAAUGCCCCAUAGUUUUCAGCUACAGCGAAGUGAGCUCUUUAAUACGCUUUUGCAGGCUAUGAUGAGUCAUCUACAAGAGAAGGUUUCUUCUGCGCAGAAAGGUGGUUGCAAAGGGCAUCAGCACGCAUGUCCAUAAAGUAAGCUAAGGUGCCUGUGAACUGCUUGCAUGUAUGAAAGCUCUUGUCUUGUAUAAAUGUGAGAUACUUCUUUUAUCUAUUUAAGAUGAUCUUGCUUUUACCG
This is a messenger RNA of Pygoscelis adeliae (Adelie penguin), 2754 nucleotides long. Its product is annotated as myocardial zonula adherens protein-like. Gene Ontology annotation, molecular function: transcription elongation factor activity. NCBI's taxonomy places the organism in Eukaryota, Metazoa, Chordata, Aves, Sphenisciformes, Spheniscidae. Gene Ontology annotation, biological process: transcription elongation by RNA polymerase II; intracellular signal transduction; maintenance of ER location. Bases 136 to 2280 code for a protein of 714 amino acids. Gene Ontology annotation, cellular component: nucleus; RNA polymerase II, holoenzyme; intracellular anatomical structure. The transcript is spliced from 14 exons. The record is from RefSeq and is a predicted model, not a curated record.